UUUAUUUAAAACGACUAUUAUUAGGACAACUAGGCGACAGAGGAGGAGAGAUAGAGGGGGAGAGAGAUCUGCGCUCCUCUAGAAUCGUUCCUUUCCUCUCUGAGAUCCCAUCCGAGUUCCUAUCCCACAUCCAAUCUGGGAGGAGGCAAGGCAACUGAACCUGAGCACAAGCGGAGAGAAAUAGCAGAUCCGUGCUGUAAAGGUAGAUCUGAAGACGCGAGGCGAGAUGAACGAGGGAGGGUUCCUCGACAUCGAUCCCAAGGAGCUCAAGUUCGUUUUUGAGUUGAAGAAGCAGAGCUCAUCUUCCCUGCAACUAAUUAACAAAACAGAUCAGUAUGUCGCGUUUAAGGUCAAAACAACCAACCCAAAGAAAUAUUGUGUUCGCCCCAACACAGGGAUCGUCUUACCGAGUGCCACCUGUGAUGUCACUGUCACAAUGCAAGCACAAAAGGAAGCCCCACCUGACAUGCAAUGCAAAGACAAGUUCCUACUUCAGAGUGUUAUCGUGGAGCAUGGUGCAAUGACCAAAGAUAUAACCUCUGAAAUGUUCAAUAAAGAAUCUGGAAAGGUUGUUGAUGAGUUCAAGUUGCGGGUUGUUUAUGUUCCUUUUAGUCCACCGUCCCCUGUACCGGAGGAAGCGGAGGAAGGAUCCUCUCCAAGGUCAUCAAUAUUUGAAAAUGGGGCUCAAAGUUUACAAACACAUGAUUCUGUAACUAGAUCACAUGAACUACAAAAGGAGAAGUCACCAGAGACAUUGGCUAUGAUCUCAAAGUUGACUGAAGAGAAAAAUACUGCCAUUCAGUUUAACCAGAAGCUCAGACAGGAACUGGAUCUACUAAGGAAAGAAAGCAGCAUGCACCAAGGUGGCUUCAGCAUUACAUUUGUGGUGCUGGUGGGAUUACUUGGUGCUCUUAUUGGCUACAUAAUCAAGAAGUCAUAAGACACACUUCUUCGACUACUUCGCCAACUGAACGGUAUAUUUUCUAUUUUCUUUUUUGUUCUUCUGAUCAGACCAUGGACUACUAUCUCAGUCAUAAAUUACCUAGUAACCUUAUGUUGUAGUCAUUUAUUUGGAUUUAUGUUUCUCAUUGUCUUCUAGACUGAAAAUGUCUCUAAUGGGAGGUAAAGACCUCAAAAUAUAUAGUUUCUGGGACUUGUUUAGGUUUAUUUUACGGAGGCACGCCUGCUCUGUGUUCUUCCCCUUUUGUGUGAAAACGAAUGAGUUAAAUAAAACUCCUAGUAGCAAAUUUGUUUC
Molecule: messenger RNA, 1255 nt
Organism: Zingiber officinale
Lineage: Eukaryota; Viridiplantae; Streptophyta; Magnoliopsida; Zingiberales; Zingiberaceae
Product: vesicle-associated protein 1-3-like
Exons: 8
Coding region: 227-940 (237 amino acids)
Biological process (GO): endoplasmic reticulum membrane organization
Cellular component (GO): endoplasmic reticulum membrane; plasma membrane
Source: RefSeq, a predicted model, not a curated record